GUCAAAAUGGCCGAUGUAGAGCUGGCAUCUCCUCCGAUUAUAUCUUAUCAUCGUCGAAUCGACAGAACUCCAGAGAAAGAUAAUGAUAAAACAUGUGAAACCACAAAGAUAAUGAAAAGUGAAUUGCGUCGGACACUGGAAAACGUCCACACCAAAAUGACUCGUCUUCAAGACGAUGUUGAUGACAGGGAAAAGGAAAUUGAAGUGGAGAGGAAGCGGCGAGAGGCUGCAGAGGAGAGACUUCAUGCCUACCUUGUUGAUAUGUAUAAUGAUGAGGGGGAGGUGAAUGAUGAACUCCGCCAUCGACUGCCACGUUCUAAUAAAACUGACCCACUAAAGUCAAAGUCGCAAGUGGAAGAGCAGAUAGAAGAGGUCAAGGAGAACCAGGUGGAGGCUGAAACAACUGAUGGCGUACUAGCUGCUUCUGGUCAAAACAUGGCUGCCGCAAGGAACUCUACAAUCGAGGACUUGGAGAGACAGAUUAUUCAAGAUGACAAGCCGCCAUUAUCAGGUUAUGACAAUGGACCAGCUUUAGGAGGUGACAAGGAUAAAUCUCACCAUGGAAACCAGUCCACUCCAGGACAGUCUGUUCCUCCCCGCCCAUACUUACCAUAUAUGGGCAUGCCUACAGCAUCAAUGUACAUGCAACCAGUAGCUCCCUACAUGUCAAGUUACAUGGGUGCUUCUUUUCAGCCCGGCAAUUUCCUUUCCCCGCCUCGUUACUUCAAUCCUGGGAUGAGGCCCCCAGCCCCUUUUAUACCACAGAGAUACAGUCCCAGUGCAGCGGGGUCAGCAAAUACCUCUGGGGAACACAUCGACAACCCGCUGAUGGUCGGGGAUCUACAGUCCUCUUCCCCGGGGACAGGGGAGAGUGGAGACCCCCCAGGGCCGUCUGGAGAUGGUCAGUCCAAGGACACGGCCAAUAGCUAUCCCUUUAGAACCUCCCCUUUUCACAAUCACACAUCACCUCCUUUCAACCCCUACAUGAGUGACCCCAACUAUGCAAGAUUUACUAGUGGACUCAACAUAGCUGGUCAUUUGUCCAGUCCAACUCGGCCAGAAGAUCAAGCAAAACAGGUUGCAUUAUUGAUGGCAGAACUAGACCACGAGAAGGCAUGCAAUAAAAAGUUGGUGGACAGAUUGGCAGAUGCGGAAAUAGAACUGGAAACAUCCAAGAUAUCAUUGAAGGUGUCCAGCGCUGACCACCACUGCGAUACAGAAGCAGGCAAGGCUGCAGCACUUGUUCAAGAAGUCCACACAGCACAGAAAAAGCGGGAUGAAUUGUCCCAGAAGAGAAUCAAGGUAGCCAAUCAGGAACGCGAUGAAGCUUUGUUAAGGUUACGACAGGCAGAAGUACGACUGGAUGACCAGGGCUAUGGAACACCUGAAAGAUCAGACAGUGACGAUUUAGAUGAAGAUGAUCAGGGCAUGGAACAGCUGCUAGCACGGCUUGGUGGACCAGAAUCUGGGGACGGUGCAGAGCAGGAGUGCUCUACCCUGCUUCAGAGGCUGGAGAUGAGAAAGAGGAGACAGCAGGAGAUCACUGCGGAGGAGAUGCAGGUCAUUCUCGAACAACGUGACACCGCUCUGGCAAAAGCCCGCAGGUAUGAAGAGGAACUGCUCCGACAGCAGCGACAGGGGGCCGACCAUAACCUCAAAGCCAAACUUGCAGCAGUCACUCAAGAGAGAGACAUGGCCCUGUCCCAAAUAAAGCAGCUGAAAGAUGAGAUCAUGACGAUCCGCAUCUAUUACAGUUUACACAAAUCUUUAUCACAAGAUUCACAUGAUCAGCUGAAUACGUACCAGAGCGGAAGCUCGAAGCUUGGAAUAGAUACCAGCGGUGAGGGGGACCAAGUCAGAAAGGAGAGCAACACAAGUGUGGCACAGUUAAGGGCAGCGGAACAUGAAAAUAUUCAACUGGAGGCUGACCUUCAGAAACUGGAACAUUCUCACCAGGACAGCAAGGACAAGAUAGUCAAGUUGGAAAGACUUGUUGAUAUUCUGCGUAGGAAGUUGAAAGGCCUUGAAUUAGAAAGAGACGAGGAGGCUAACGAACAGUAGAAGAGACAGAGCAAAUUUUGAAAAAGCAGUUUUAUCGCAAUCUUUGGAAGACAAUUUCUCCAAUCUUGAAGGUGCAACAAUUUGCCAUUUUUGAGGAGAGCAUCAACAAAUUUUACGGAACAAUCUUUUGGCCACCCUGAGGAGAUUCUUGGUUUUUUAUAAAUACUGAAAAUGGAAAUAAUAUCCCCGAUUUCAGACAUGACAGGAAUUUUGCCAAACCUGAAAGUAGCAGAUAUUUUGCCAAAAAAAAAAAAGCAGAAGGCUCUUUGAAGGAGCCAAAAUUUGCUUUUGUCAUAAUUCAAAAGUGUAAAAAUAAAUAGUGGCAUUGUCUAACUUACCAAAGAUUUUCUUAAAUGUCCCUAAACAUAUUUUACGAAUUUACAUGACAACGAAGUCAGUUCCUUUUGCCAGUAGUUAAAUGUCUCUAGUGUUCAAUUAAUGGAACAGAUUUCUUCGGAAAUAUCUUCAUGUAUGAUUAGUUCAUCUACCUUUAAGAAAUAGGUUCUCAAUAUUUUUCUUAUCUACUGUAAAAGUGGAAAUAUUCGCGCUGUGGAAAUGUUCACGCUUUUUCAUUUUGAGUUUAUUCCGCGAAAAAAUAUCCACACGCGAAAACAUUUAUAUUUAUAGAUUAUAUAGAUAUACAGGAUGUAUAUGUUUCUGACCCAUUGCCUACACCUGGGAUCUGUAUUAGUGGUCAUAAUGUGAAUAUUUCCACUUUUACAUUAUUAUUUUGUGUACCUAUAUUACAGACUAGGAGUGAGACUAUUUAACUCCAUGUCCCUCUGUGAUAUAUACAGUUUGUUACGUAUACCCGGAACGUUUUUGCUUGUUUUUUUAUUUUCCCUUCUACAGCAAUUCUUUGUGUGUACGUUAUAUAUACAGAUAUACCUUAUAUUAUGUCUCCUGUGUUUAUAUACCCUGAAAUGUCCCGAUUACAAUAUAUCUAGUACCCUGUGAUGUUCUCUGAUUACUUACACCCCAAAUACUCUAUAUACUAUAUAUGUGCAAUGUUCACAUUAUUUAUGUGUGAAAACCCCAUCUAACUCUUCCCUAUGUUUAUAUCAUUACAGAAUUCCUAG
This is a messenger RNA of Mizuhopecten yessoensis (Yesso scallop), 3140 nucleotides long. RefSeq names its product mirror-image polydactyly gene 1 protein-like. Bases 7 to 2061 code for a protein of 684 amino acids. The record is from RefSeq and is a predicted model, not a curated record. The transcript has 12 exons. Lineage: Eukaryota; Metazoa; Mollusca; Bivalvia; Pectinida; Pectinidae.